Messenger RNA from Protopterus annectens (West African lungfish), 3980 nucleotides. RefSeq names its product homeobox and leucine zipper encoding (gene HOMEZ). Gene Ontology annotation, molecular function: DNA-binding transcription factor activity, RNA polymerase II-specific; DNA binding. Gene Ontology annotation, biological process: regulation of transcription by RNA polymerase II. The record is from RefSeq and is a predicted model, not a curated record. Gene Ontology annotation, cellular component: nucleus. The transcript is spliced from 2 exons. Bases 587 to 2332 code for a protein of 581 amino acids. Lineage: Eukaryota; Metazoa; Chordata; Ceratodontiformes; Protopteridae.
CCUCCAAUUGGCGUUUAUAGGUUGUAGUCCCGGCCUAAGGCCUGUCGUGGAGCAAGUGAGAAUCCCAAAAAAAGGAAUUACUUUUUUUAUUUUCUUAUAAAUAUAUUUGUUUAAUUCUACGAACCUGGAAAUUAAGUGAAUAACGGUUUAGAGGUGUUGAAAUUGAUUUAUCACGUAAAGGGCAUUGGGCUUUGAGUGAAAAGUGAAACGUCUUCAGAUGAUGAAUACCUUCAAAAAGCCCACCAGUUUGUAUUAUUGGCUAUCAUAUGAAGUCGCAGAUUAAAAAGUGAACACUGAAUAUUUGGUUCAUUAGUGUCUGACACUCCAUUGGUGCUGGAUGAAAAAUGAACUCUGUUUCAAGUAUAAAAAGCUGAUGCCUGGAUAUUUGUUAGAAAUUGCUGCCAUAGAGAACGUGCUAUUGGGUGAAUAGCCAUUUGUAACUUUUCUUCCCGCCCUUCUUUAAGCUACGUUGCUGAGUUUUUUGUAUGCUGUUUUGGAAGCAAAAUUAUUGCACAAUUGUUUUUAAGUAGUUGAACUUGAAGGAAGCACUUUUUGGAUAUUUUUUUGCAGCACUAGACUUGUAUUCAUGAAAGAACACUAUCCAGAAAUGCAGCCAAUUCAGGGACAGUUUAAACUGAAACCACCACCCAGUAAAUCUCAAGACCUGUCUGUGGAUAUGACCUCAAGUCAUGCACCAGAAACAUAUGCUAUGAAUCCUAAUGCAGUUGUAUGCUUGCCACCUGCCUCUGAAGAUCUCCGACUAGUAUGGACCUUGGCAGACCAAGCCAGCGAGUUGGAUGACAAUGAACAAUUGAUACAGUCCUUUAACAGGUUUCCAUACCCGACUGUUCCAGAGAUUGCUUUAUUGUGUUUACGUUAUGGCCUUCAGUUGGACAAAGUCAAAGUUUGGUUCAUGGCUCAAAGGGUAAAAUAUGGAAUUAGUUGGUCUCCUGAAGAGAUUCUCGAGGUCCGGGCAAAGUUGUCGCAAAAACAAGAAGAGUGUUAUUUUCAGCCACUUAUCUCUUCAAAAAAGCAGACCUCAGAAAAUUCAGAACAGCCCUGUCCAUUAUCUGCUGAACAGACUAAUUUUUCAGUUCAGGAAGCACUAAAAACGCCACAGACUGCUCCUGUAAGUCAGGGAAAGCCUGAAGCAGAGUCACAAACCUCUACUACAUGUCAGACAUGGGAGUUAAAUUCCAUAAAACCAGAUCUUUCUUGUAAUUCCGUAAAGUCAGAGGUUCCCUGCCCUUCUGUUGACAGUGAAGUUCAUGACUCUAAAGAGUUAAGUUCUUUAGACAUUAUGCUGCAUGCAAAUGAGCCAUGUGGUUCAAGUAGGUUAGCUCCUUUAGCCACUGCUCCUCCUGAGAGCUCGGCAGAACUUGUAGACACUCCUCAGAGCUCAGCAGAAUCCAUGGGCCCUAUAGAAAAAAGACCACGGCUUUCUGAACCACCUGCAUCAUCCUCUGCAUUAGAAAAUUACCGCAAGCCUAAUGAAACUGUUGAAAUUAUAAGUAGUGACUCUGAAGAUGAGGUUCAGGAAGUCGGUAGUUUGAACUGCUUCCAAGGUGUUACAGGUCUGCCUACUAAAGAAACUGGAAAUGGCAUGCCUGUGCAUUUACCGGAUUUGAGGUGUGAAGGCCUUCUUAACUCUUCAAUUGAUCCUUUUCAAAAGUUGGACUUUUCGGGCCCUGACUUGGCAGAUCUUGAGAACCCUGACCUUCGUUUUGGCUCAGUAUCGGUGGAUCAACCUAGGAGGUUAAGUCUUCCAGCGAAGUUGAAAAACUUUCACUCUGCUUUUAGUAUAUGGAACUAUCCAUUCCCGAAUGGACAAUCUAAAGAUUCUCCUGGUUUCAGACGCCAGAGAAAAACCAAAGAACAGCUUGCUAUCUUAAAGUCCUUUUUCCUGAGGUGCCAGUGGGCAAAAAGUGAGGACUAUAGUAGAUUGGAAGAAAUAACAGGAUUAUCUCGAGCAGAGAUUAUACAGUGGUUUGGGGAUACACGCUAUGCACUAAAACAUGGACAUCUCCGUUGGUUUUAUGAGGGCAACCCAGAGGCUUUUCCAUGUCGUUUAAGAAGCCUUCAAGGUCCGCCAAAGGACCAGAUUGACAUAAGAUCUCCUACCUCCAAGUCUGGCGCUGGUAAUGUAGAGUACGAGCCUUUAGAGCAAUACCUUAACAUUAAAGGACACUUGGAUGACAAAGACGUGGACAUGUUGUGUCGAGAGUCGAGACUGAACUAUCAGCAGGUUGUUGACUGGUUUGCAUCAAGGACCCAGGAUGCUACAGCAGAAGUUGUUGUGUCCUUGAGUGAUGAUGAGGAACUAUAUGGAUAGGACUGCCAUUUUAUUUUUUAGGCAAAGUAUCUGCCACUGAAAAAUUGAUUUAUAUGGAUAUUUUAUAAAUGUUAAUUCCUAAAAAGGUAUAGCUAGAACUGCCAAUUGUACCUUGCUCUUAGGAACCUUUUGGUAUUGGCUUUGUUUCAUGUGAAUUUCCUCAUAGUAUGAAUUUCCUAAUGGUUUAUAAAACAGAUUGGCAGCAUUGACAACUCAGUUUCUAAGUUCAUUUAAUUGAUCCCAUUUCAAACAGAGGCAGCUGUUUCUUUUUGUGUGGAAUAAGCUGUCUUUGAUUUUUCAUCCCAUUUUGUUGCAUUUUAAUGAACUUCUAAGACCACAUCCUUCGGUGUUUUGGGUGAGGGCUUAAUUCUGCUUUUCUGAAUUGUUUUGUUAUCAUGCAUAUACAUACACACACAUACACACACACACACACACACACACACACACACACACACACACAGGUGUGUGUCACUCAUCUGUCAAAAAUUAUGGGUGGCUGAAGUAAGCUUUGCUUUACUGGUAUUACCACACCUUUCUAGUCCUAGUAUGCCAUAAUCAGAAGUUUUGUUUCUGGCUUGCUUCCCUUGUAACUGCUUAUGGAGAGUUGAUCAUUUUCCAUUGUAUUUGCAUUGGGACAGUGCUCACUGAUUCAUGCAAUAUUCAACAUAUACCAUAAUUCUGGUAUAUUUAACCAUUCCUUAAAAAGAAAGUGACUUUUGUGAGAGUAAAUACUUUUCUAUGUGUGAUCAGUGCUGCACGAUAGUGUUGUCUACAUUUAGGGGCUGUCUUAUCUGCCUGCCUGCCUGUAGGUGUAUGGUUUAUAACAAGACAUGACAGUAGGUAUGAAAGCUCUGGUUAUUUGGCCUGACAUGGUAUGAGUUUUACAUGGCAUAAAAUACAUUACAGUUGCGUGUAACUUACACUUGGUAAACCUAAGAUAGAGGGAAGCUGGUGUACCUAAAUUGGAGUAAAGAAGGCCCUUUAUUUUAUAUUCUAAAUCAGAUAUUUUGUAACUAGCUGCUGGAUCAGGUUUUUUUUUUUUUACACUAGUCAUUGUAUAUACAGUAUACUGUGUCAUGGGUGUUGGCUGCUGUGCUCCUGACCUAAUAGUGUAAGUAAAUAUGGAAUGAACUAAAAACUUGAGACUGUUUCAAACAUUAACUUAUUGUGAUUGAUAGUUCAUAGUAGUGAUAAGGCACUUCAGGAAGCAAAGCUACAGUGAGAUGGUUUCAUGUGCCCCUGUCAUGCCUUGUCAUUACAGAAUGUUUUCACUUAGCGCAGUUAAUUCCUGUUGCAGUAAACGGGAAUUAAAUGAUUAGCUGAAAUACUGUAUGUGACUGUUUUUUGUAUUUUACAAAUUAUUGUAUAAUAUAUGUUUUCAAGGAAUUUGAUUUUAUAUCUAAAUACAUAUACAAAGAGAAAGAUCUCUAGUUGACAGGUAAUAAAACUACCUCAGUUAAGAUUUUGUAUUGGGUUUCACAUUUGACAUUUUCAUAUUUUGGAGGUGUCCGCAUCUUUGAAACACUGGAAGUUGAUAAAUGUUGCCAGUGGGCCACUUUACUGGUUGAUCCCUGCCUGUAUCAUGUUCCCUGAUAGUAUUGCCAUUUGAAGACACGGGGAAUGGAAUAUAUAUUAUGUUACAUUAUAA